Messenger RNA from Prorocentrum cordatum, 1278 nucleotides. The record is from the annotation of a GenBank genome assembly. Lineage: Eukaryota; Dinophyceae; Prorocentrales; Prorocentraceae.
AUGAGAGAUGCGCGCAGAGGUCUUCAGAGUAUCUUGCUUUAUGCCGCAGAAGGCUGUACUGUUGAUUCUUAUUCUUUGAGUGCCCUGCAUAUCUUUGAAGGCAAAUGUUUGGCUGUCAUGUGUCGUUGUGUACAGAAGGAGGAGGAAAGUUAUCAGGAGUGGAAUACGAGGAGGUAUGAACGGGCAAGGCAGAAGUUUCAUGAUGCACAGUAUGCGAGUAUUGUACAGAAGAUCCUCCGCGUGCACUGGAUGCGGGCAAUCGACGUGACUGAUUUCGCCCAUAAGUUGCUCACGAAUCAGGAGGCGCUGGGGACAAAUUCGACAAGAGCUUGGAGAGAUUCUCGUUUCUCAUGCCUGGCGUUUGGCCGGCUGUGGGACAGAACGAGAAUGGACUCAAGCGAGGCUCUCAGAUGUUGGGGGAAAUGGAAGGAGGCCAGUUCAUUGAAACGACACCGUGGGGGACAGGAGAGUGUGGGCCUUCGUUCGUGGUGUCAUUCUUUGGAAUCGUUUUGCGGUUUAUCUUGGUGGGAGUCCUUUGUUGGGAAUUUUGAACAUUUCAUGGAUUUUGCCGCGCAUGUUUGUCCUAAUAGUAUGUUGAAGUAUUUCCAGAAGAAAUGCAGAGGCUUGGCGUCUUCGGGGGUGCCUGUGUUCUUGAAUACUGAUGUGGAUAGAGGAGUUCAUAUCGGACAGGAUCGGGAGGAGAGACCUGCAUAUAGGGAACGACUUAGCAGACGUAUUGCGUUGCAUAACAUGCGUUGUACACAAUGGGACCUCGAAGCGGGUGGGAUACCAUUGGACAUCCAGGGGGACUCACUGCUAGUGAUCAACUGGCUCUGUGGGAAAUGGAAAGUACUUUCUCAGGUAUAUCAAAGAAGAGUAGACAUUCUGAUGAAUAAGCUGGACGGGAUGCAGAGGAUGUACUCGGUGGGGCCUCCAGAGGCUGGCCGAGAUUUCUUCUCUCACUCUUUUCGGGAAUGGAACCAAAGGGCUGACUUGCUGACUCAUCAGGCCCGCCAGGGCCAAGUGUACGCCGAUUUCUUGUACCUUUGUGAUUUCGAAUCUCAGUGUUUUACUCCUUGCCUUAUCAAAGCUGGCUUUGAUGGGGGUGUGUGCAGCCGCGGAAGUGCCUGUGGCGUGUGGAUGCAGAUCGGUCUGCGUAACAAGAACAUCUUCUCGCGGACCGACAUCACUUUCAAAGAUGUGUAUCUCGCAGCUUGGUGCUUACCACCAAGUGCCACGGUGACAGAUACUGAGUUAUCAGCGGCGGAGCGUAUAUGA